This is a messenger RNA of Theobroma umbraticum, 3513 nucleotides long. The record is from RefSeq and is a predicted model, not a curated record. Lineage: Eukaryota; Viridiplantae; Streptophyta; Magnoliopsida; Malvales; Malvaceae.
ACUCUUUCCCCUAAAAGAAAUUAAAAUAAAAAGGAAACUAAAAACGAAAAAAAUGUUGACAAAAUUUCAACAUCAAAAUUCAAGAGGUUAAAGGGAAAAAAAAAAAAAAAACAGAGAGAAAUGCAGAGACUGAUUAGGGUUAGGGUUUCAAAGCAUGGAUUCUCCUGAACCUUCUAAAGCCCCAAUUUCCUCUUCUUCUGCUGCAGCCUCUAUUUCUUCUUCUUCCCCAGUUCAAGAAUCCCCUUUUUCCAAUUACAUUAGCAGUCUAUCUCCUAUAAAGCAUGACAAGGUGCCACAUGUAGCACAAGGGUUCCUGGGACUUAAUUCUCCCCCUCUUGUAUUUACAUCGCCACGUAUAAAUACACUUAGAAGGCCACAGUCAUCCAGUGCGGAAGUAUCUCAAAAUGGUGAAGGAGAUAAGAAAAAUAUAGAUGGUCCUGGUAGGUUGGAAAGAUCUGUUUCUGAAUUGCAGCAGGGCUUGAUCACUGAUAUUAAGAAGGAGGAUGAUACCAAGGACUCUGUAUCGAUCCAACCGAGUAGUUCCUCUGGCUGUGUUGAUGAAUACUUGGCUGAUCCUGUGGAAGCAGACUGUGCAAACUCUGAAUAUUCCAUGAAUUUAAAUUGCAAAGAAUCAAAUGAUGCGUUUCAAUCAUCAGUAAAUGGUUUACUAGAAACAAAGAAUUUAAAAUUUACUGACAAAAAUGAUGUGGGGAGGGAAGUUGAUGCAGCUCAAUUGUUGUCAGCGCAGAGUGAAGAAGGCCUUGAAAGAAAGUUAACCUCUCAUGUCAAGCCAGUGAAGAUUGAAGAUGAGCAACAUGCUGGUCAAGUGAAAUCUGAUGAGUGCCCCGAAUUUGAGUCUGAUGUAUUUGAUCUUUCUUCUCAGGAAAAAGAAUGCAAAAACUUGGAUGCUCAGAAAGUAGUAGAGGACUAUGAGGAUAGAUGUGAUGGUUUCCUUCAACUCCUGCCUGGAUCUUUGCAAAGGGUUCAGGCAUAUGAAGAUUUUGCUGAAAAUUUUGAAGGAGUUGCAGAUGUUACAGUUGAUAGCAUGACAAAUGAUCUUGAGGCUAGUGAACACCAACGUGGCAUGAGUAGGCGUUGCCUUCAAUUUGGAGAAGCUCAACCAGAAGCUACAGCAAAUUGCAGCAGUUCAAGUCUAGCAAAUGGUAUGAUCACUUCAAGAUCAGUUGCUACAACUUCAGAAACAGAGGGUUUGGCUUCAUCUCAUGUGGAUUUAAGUGUUAUAUCAAGACAGAGGCAGCUAGUUAACUUGUCCCAUUUAGCAAUAAACAUGAUUCCCCAGCACUAUGGUGAAAAGUCUUCCUUAACUGUUUCCAAGCCAUCAGGUAUUGGCUUACACCUAAACAGCAUUGUUAAUGCUAUACCAAUGGGUCGAGGUGGAACUUCAAGCAUGAAAUUGGCAGUGGAUUCUAUGGGUAUACAGGGGAUAAAAUCAGCAUCUCUUAUGAGCUGUCAGUCAACGGAAAACAUGGAGAGUUGCUCAGAUGCAUUUGAGAAAGUAUUGGCCGCUCCUCAGGAUGGAACACUUGAAGCAAAGGCUUGUAUGAUUCCAGGUUCUGCUGCUUCUGAAUCACUCUGCACCAUGGAAUCGAUUGAGUGUCACACGACUCUACACAGAAAGAUGGAGAUUAGCUCAGAGCAUGGAGAUGGUAAUGAGAUGUUUAACCAACAUAGCCCCAAAAAGAAACGGAAGAAAUCAUCAAACAGCACUGAUGGUGAGGGUUGCAAGCGUUGCAAUUGCAAGAAGACCAAAUGCUUGAAACUCUAUUGUGAUUGUUUUGCUGCCGGAAUCUAUUGUGCUGAUCCUUGUUCCUGCCAAGGUUGCUUCAACAGACCUGAGUAUGAAGAUACAGUUCUUGAGACACGCCAACAAAUUGAAUCGCGUAAUCCUCUAGCAUUUGCUCCCAAGAUUGUACAGCCAGUCACCGAGUUUCCAGUAACUAGCAGGGAAGAUGGAAACUGGAAGACACCAUCCUCAGCAAGACACAAAAGAGGGUGCAAUUGCAAAAGGUCAAUGUGUCUGAAAAAAUAUUGUGAAUGCUAUCAGGCUAAUGUUGGUUGCUCCAUUGGAUGUCGAUGUGAGGGGUGUAAAAAUGUCUUUGGCAAGAAAGAAGAUUAUUGUGUGACUGAAGAGAUAGUGAAUAGAGGUGGUGGGGAGAUAUCAGAAAGCACAGUGGCAGCUAAGAAAGAUUUCUUAAAUCCUGACUUGUGCGAUCCGCAUUAUCUUACACCUCUGACACCUUCAUUCCAAUGCUCAGACCAUGGAAAGAAUGCACCCAAAUCCAGACUUCUUUCCAGGAGAUGCCUUCCAUCACCUGAGUCUGAUCUUACCAUCUUAGCAAAAUCUCCAAGAUCUCCAAGAACUUCUGAUAGCAAUGACAUGCUUCUGGAAACAAGCAAAGAAAAUUUGGAUGUUGGUUCUUACUGUGAGGGAAUCAAUUACAACAAUGCAGAUGUCCUUGGCGAUGAGUGCCAUCAUACUCCACUUCCAAAUCAUCCCUCAAUUAUUAUAGGUUCAACAUCAUCCAAAGCGAGGGAAUUGACAAGUCUUUCACGAUUCCCAUUGGGCCCUAAAAGUGGUUGUCUCUCUUCAGGGGGCUCCCUCCGUUGGCGUAGUUCGCCUAUUACGCCCAUGUCUUCUUUAGAUGGGACAAAGAAUCUUCAGGGGCUUGACUCUGAUGGACUUUCUGACAUUUUGGAGGAUGAUACACCUGAGAUAUUGAAGGACACAUCUACACCCAAUAAGUCUGUGAAAACAAGUUCUCCAAAUGGCAAGCGAGUUUCACCUCCUCACAAUUUGCUACAGCUUGGGUCAAGCUCUUCAGGGCCAUUAAGAAGUGGCCGUAAGUUCAUACUAAAAGCUGUGCCAUCUUUCCCUCCUCUCACUCCCUGCAUUGAUUUAAAAGGCAGCAGUAAUCAGAACAGAAGCAGUUUUCAAGAAAAUAGUAGCAAUGAUUGAUUUUCAAACCUGCAUUUUGGACCUACUGCAUUAGGUUACUUUCAUGUUGGAUUGUUGUACUUGAGCUUUAGAGAGCAUUGAGCACCGUGCUGUUAAAGUUUCAUACCUUUUAAGGUACAAGAGCUGCCACAUUUUUAGAGCAUCGAAUAAAUUCCUGGAAUGAUGGCCUUAUGAUCCCUAGUCUUCCUUCCUCUGUUUCUCUUAGUUACUUGUCACUCUUUUCGUUCAUUUGGAUGGUUCUAGUGCAAGCCAAUUAUGUUUCAUUCCUCAUGAUUAGAGGAAGGACUCGCCAAAGCCCAAAGUUGUUGCCGUCCAACCCAGCAAAAAAUAAAAAAAAUUAUUUUAUCAAAACUAAUGUCCGCUUUUCUUUCUUUUUUAAUGAGAUAAUUGAAGGUAAUGUUGAGUAAGCCAUUGUUGUCCUUGUGUAAAACCUUUAUGUAAGAGUGCACCAUUCUAUCAUCAUUGUGAUUUUUGCCACUGGAAGAUUACUGACUUGCAACAUAAUUGUCAUUAAUUCAAGCAUAUAUAAUUUGCCU